Molecule: messenger RNA, 3683 nt
Organism: Drosophila hydei
Lineage: Eukaryota; Metazoa; Arthropoda; Insecta; Diptera; Drosophilidae
Gene: Mat89Ba
Product: nucleolar protein 6
Exons: 6
Coding region: 99-3647 (1182 amino acids)
Biological process (GO): rRNA processing; tRNA export from nucleus
Cellular component (GO): UTP-C complex; CURI complex; small-subunit processome
Source: RefSeq, a predicted model, not a curated record
CCAAUUUUUCCCGUAUUAUUAAAACCAAAACCUAGUAGCACGUGCUAUUGUUAGGGACGCUCUUUGAUUAUUUUGUGGAAUUAUAUUGAGCAGAUAAAAUGGGUCGAAUUAAAAACAAUCAAUGUCAGAAGGAGACUUCAUUAACGGAUUCACAUAGCGACAGUGAUCAAGCUGUUGGCACUAGUAGCGAUGAUGGCUUCGAUGAGCCAAAGCCAAUCACAGCACAUAAACGUAAAGUACCGUUCGUCAAAAGCGAGGCGAAGAAAAAGAAACUUAAGCACACGGAAGAGAAUGUAAAGCCUCCAACUUUGGAAGAAAUAAAGGAGAUUCGCGACACCCGCAAUCUCUUUCAUUCUAAUCUGUUCAAGCUGCAAGUGAAGGAGAUGCUAGAGGAGCUUCAACUCAAAACAAAAUACAGCACUUACAUUGAAAGCUGGAUAGAGACGUUUACGACUGCGGUACAUGAGUUUAAGGAUGGUCUGCUUGACAACUGCCAACUGGAAGUGCCGCUACAUCUGCACAAAAAAUCAUUUAACUUUCAAUUUCUGACUCCGACUUCAGAGCCAAAGUUGAUUGGCGCUGCAGCCACGGGCACUGUGCUGGGUCCCAAACUUGUAGUGGACGUGGCCUUGGAAAUGCCUGAAACAUGCUUUCAAAAGGAUGAUUAUCGCAAUUUGAUCUACGAUCAAAAGCGUGCUCUAUAUCUGGCGACGGUGGCCAGCAAACUAAAGCAGCUACCAGCAUUUGCAGCGGAUCAGUUCGCUUACAACUUCCAUGCAAACAAUCCACUAAAGCCAGUACUUGAAUUAACGCCUGCCGCCAAGAUUGGCAAACAUUUGUCCUUCCGCCUGUUUAUUACAGCACCGGUGAAUAUUUUCAAGUUGAGCCGGUUUGUACCUUGGAAUAACAACAUUCGACCAUCCAUCUUUGGCGAUGAGUGGGAUGAAUCGGAAGCGUUGCCCUCCACACCGCACUACAACGCCAAUGUGCUGUUCGAUCUAACGCAAGCUGAGAAUCAGAAGUUGUUGCAGAGCACAUUCACUGGUCACCGCAACUUUCAGGAUGGUUUGCUUUUGCUUAAAGUGUGGCUACGCCAACGUCAGCUAGAUGUGGGCUUCAGUGGCUUUAGUGCUCACAUUAUAGCCGCCUACAUAGUGUAUCUAAAGCAACAUCGUUUGCUUCAUCAGUCAAGCAGCAGCUACCAGGUAGCCCGCACCGUAUGGAAUCAGCUGGCCAACAGUGAUUGGACGCAAGGCAUUACACUGUGCCAACAGCAGCCGCACCAGUUGAGCACCUUAGCCGGCUACUACGAUGUGUGCUUCAUGGAUGUCACCGGCUAUUACAAUCUGUGCGCCAGUCUGCCGCUCGCUGUCUAUAAAGCCGUUUGUGCAGAGGCGAAGCUGGCCGUUGAAUUGCUAAAUGAUGUCAAAGUUAAUAGUUUUUCGCAUAUUUUCAUGCAAAAAUCUCCGUUGUACAUGCGAAUGGAUAACAUACUCAAGAUUACGAAUCCAGCCAGCGUGGACCAGCUACUUCAGUUGCAUGUUAAGCCGCAUGUCAAGUACGACUAUGCCAACUAUGCCCAUCCGCAGUUGCUCAAAUUGUUGACAGAUUUACUGCAGAAGGGUCUGGGGCAACGUGUCCAUGCGAUCGUACCAUUGGAAGUACCUUCCAAAUCCUGGACAGUUGACAGUAAGGCGCCGGCUAUCGGUCACUGUUUGACGUUAGGCUUCAUACUUGAUCCAGAGCACGCAUUCGAAGUGCUGGACAAGGGACCGGCGACAAAUGAGGAUCCCGAUGGUGCUGCCGAAUUUCGUAAAUUCUGGGGAGAUAAAUCCAAUUUACGACGUUUCCAGGACGGCAGCAUAACGGAAGCAGUUGUCUGGGCUGCCGCAACAGAUGCUCCCAGCCAAAAGCGUUUGAUAGUGCGAAAUAUAGUGUUACAUCUGCUGGAGAAACAUCUGCAGCUAGAUUCUAGCGAUGUGCAGUACAUUGCUAGUGAACUAGAUGUUGUAUAUUCUCUUACGCCGUCUUUUAAGGUGGCCAAGUUACAAACUAAACUAAAAUUGGUACAGGAAACCGACGCUGAGGCAUUGACACCGCAUGUCAUCCAUUGCUUCGAUGCACUGGCUCGGCAGCUGCACAGUCUCGAGGACCUGCCGCUGGAUAUAGUGUCGAUAUCUGGUAUUUCACCUGUCUUUCGCUAUUGCGAGCCACAGCCUUUGUUACCACAGGCCCGUCUUGUGUCAGAUCGCAUGCAUGCCGGUCACGUGCUACGUGUGAUCAUUCAGCUGAGCCCGAGUGGUAAAUGGCCCAAUGAAUUGGGAGCUCUACGCAGCCUAAAGACCGCCUUCCUAAUAAAAAUUGGUCAGCAACUCAAGGAACAGCAACACCUCCACUCCCAUCUAUGUAAAGAGGGCUUGUUGGUACUAAAGCAGGGUUACUGUUUUCUCUUAGAGCUUGCGCACAGUAAAGAGCUGGCGCUGUUGAAGCAACAGCAAACGGAGCGUGGUGUGACAACCUAUAUGGACAAUCCAGCUAGCCGCGAGCUUGAGCGACGUCACUACAUAUUACCCAGAGUAAGUGGCGCUCUGCAUGCGCUGCAUCAAUCACAAAGCACAUUUGGACCUACAGUGCUCAUUGCUAAGCGUUGGCUAGCCACCCAGCUGCUCGAUGAUGGCUUGUGGCCAUCCAUAGCUACAGAACUACUGGUGGCACAUCUAUUCCAGCAGCGACAAACGCCACACCCAACUGUCGCCCCUCAAACGGGGUUCAUUCGUUUCCUGCAAUUACUUGCUCACAGCGACUGGGGUAGCGAAAUGUUCUUGCUUAAUUUCAACAAUACCUGGACAGAGCAACAAAUUACGGAUUUGGAACACAGCUAUCGCAGUGAACGUGACAGCUAUCCAGGCCUGUAUCUGGCCACGGCCUAUGAUCAGCAGCAUGCAGGUCGUUUGUGGACUACCGAAGAGUGCCCCAGCAAGCCGGUUUUGGGUCGAGUGACAAUCCUGGCACGCCACGCUUUGGAGCUUAUCGAGUCGAGUCUGAUGUCGCCGACCAUCAGAUUUGUAAGGCCCGCCCAAUUGUUUAUGGCGUCCGGAGAUGGUUAUGACUUGGUCAUAGAGCUUAAACCAGAUCUGCUGCCCAAUACUCUGUGCUACGAUCUAGGGUCGUCAUUUUUACCUAUCAGUCUACGCAAUUUUCGUUUGCCACUAGCGGGCAGUGACCAACUGGCCAAGAUUGUGCAGCAACUGAGAUCGGCUUAUUCCGAAUACGCUGCUUUUUUUUACAAUCCUCAUGGCGGUAAAGAGUUGGCCAUUGUGUGGCGACCAGCCUCUGAAUUUGCACCCAAACCCUUCAAGGUAAACGAGCUACGAGCGUCCACGCCGUGCUCUAAUGGGAAAGUACAAGUGGUGAGGGAUACGUUAGUCGAGGAUUUCAAGUUGCUGCUUAAGGACUUUUAUCUGCGCAUUUCCACACCGGAUCAAUUGAAGCGUGAACAACGGAAUCACAAUAAGCCCAAGCGUUAUUUUAAUGACCAGAGUGAAUCGUACAAGCCGCAAAAGAAAAAGAAAAAAGAGCCAGUAACCAAUCUAACUGGCCCAAAGAAGCGCUUAACGAAAAGUAAAUCACUAAGUGCAUUAUGUUAAUAUGUAAAUACUAGAGUUGGAUUACUUACAAGGCAU